AUGGCACCCAUCUUCAACAUCACCAACGAGGCUUCCACCGAGAAGUACCUCGCAGCCAACAUGCCACUCAUCGCCAAUGCCAUUGUUGAGGCAGUCAAGAACAAGACCUCCAACAUCACCGCUUCCACUAGCGAGAUGGUUAAGCGAGUCGCCAACAAGGCCACCCACGAAGCCUACUGUGAGUUGAACUUCUGCCACGACAAACCUCCCACGCAUCCCGCCAAGAACGUCACCGUUGUUUUCGGCAAAUGUGCCGAUGACGGCUUCAACCAGUACGGAUGCGAUGCUUCCGGCAAGCCGUUCAAACACCCAAUGAUCCGAGCUGUCGCUCCCAUCAUCGAGGACCUUCUCAAGCGGGCUAGCAAGGCUGCCAAUGACAUCAAGUGUCAAUUCAAGCUGUGCGACGACAACCUCCACCCAAGUAAGUACAUCGGAAUGCACUCCACUGAUGUCUUCGGCAACUGUCCUCAAGAUGGAGAGUUCUACCAAUUCGGAUGCGAUGCUUCGGGAAAGCCGUACAAGCAUGAGCAUCUUGCCGGCAGAUCAUUGCAAACCGUCCUUGCCGAUGAAGCUUUGGCCACCCAACACCACUCCGAUGAUGGCAAGUCGAACAUCACUCAGAUGCUCUUCAUUCUUCUUGUUGCCGUCGUUGCAUUCAUUGCCAUGUUCAUGUUGUAUGGCAAGGUCAAGAAGAUUUUGGGAGAGCGCAAGGAGCGCAAGGCGGGUCGGGAUCUUGCUCAAAUGGAGGACGGUAUUCCGGAGAUGGCCGUCAUUGUUGUCGAGGAGGAGGAGUAUUCUGACUUCGUUUGA
Mollisia scopiformis is the source of this 810-nucleotide messenger RNA. RefSeq lists its product as uncharacterized. Bases 1 to 810 code for a protein of 269 amino acids. The record is from RefSeq and is a predicted model, not a curated record. The transcript has a single exon. NCBI's taxonomy places the organism in Eukaryota, Fungi, Ascomycota, Leotiomycetes, Helotiales, Mollisiaceae.